AGUUUGUUUGAAGUGUUAAUGUAAAUGUUUUUUUCUUUAACAAGACACAAUCACACAAGGCUUGAUAAUCCAUAUAGGCAGAGAAGGGUGUUUUGGUAAAUUCACAUCUCCAUGCAUCAGAGCAAGUUAUGAUGUCUUCUUGUUUGUUGGGUGGGUCUUCUUCUUCCUUAGGUUCCUCUCCUCUCUCAGGGUUUAUAUAACUAAACUACAGAGAAAAGUAUAACACUAGUUCCAAUCAAUCAAGAUUCCAUUUUUAUUUAACUCUUAAUCAAAAUUCCAUACAUUCCCCACUAACCCUAAUUCAAUUACUCCCAAAUUACUUCAUAUCUUUCUUCUUUUUCUUCUUACCAAACCAUUAAAAGCACCACCAGAUCCUCCCAUUUUAGCUUACCUACUCAAGAUCUCAUCUGGGUUUUCAUCUCCUUCUCCGAUUAUGUAGUAUAACUUUUGCAUGGCUCUUCCGGGGUGAUGUGGCAUAAAUGGAAGGAGAAGUUUUCUCUCAUACUGUCCAACUGUAUCAAAUCUUUCCUGGGGAUUGAACAAACUGUCUUUAAUGGUGAACAUGAAACCUUCUCCUCGUCCAGUCAUAUGCUUUAGGCCUAUAAGACCCUCUGACCUUGGAACUUUAGAGAAGAUUCAUGGUGAUUUAUUUCCAAUUCGGUAUGAAACCGAGUUUUUCCAAAAUGUGGUUAAUGGGCGCGAUAUAGUAUCAUGGGCUGCUGUUGAUCGCAGUCACUCAAAUGGUCAAAGUGAUCAACUUAUAGGAUUUGUAACAGCGCGAAUUGUACUUGCAAAAGACAGUGAGGUAGGGGAUAUGCUCAGUUAUGAUUCAUUAAAAUCUGAUCAAACUUUGGUCUACAUUCUGACUCUCGGAGUAGUAGAAGGCUACAGAAAUCUUGGCAUAGCCUCUUCACUUAUUCGCGAGGUCAUAAAAUACGCCUUGAGCGUUCCAACUUGCCGAGCUGUUUACUUGCAUGUUAUUUCUUAUAAUAAUGCCGCAAUCCAUUUGUACAACAAAAUGUCUUUUAGGUGUUUACGGAGACUUCAAGGUUUCUACUUGAUCAACGGUCAACAUUACGAUUCUUAUUUGUUUGUUUACUAUGUAAAUGGCGGCCGAUCACCCUGCUCACCAUUAGAGAUUGCAACGGCUGUGCUCAAAUACAUGAGGAAUGCUUUUAAGUCGAUGUCAGCACGAGUAUGGAGGAAUGAGGAUAGGAAAGUGAAAUGGCCUAAAAGUAGAGAAAGCCGCUGCCUAGUUUCAUUGACGACGCAGAGCAGGAGAAACCUAGCAGCUGAGUGUACAGGAUGUGAAUGUGUUUGAGUCUUUAUUAUCUAUACAUUGAAAAUUGAGGGAACAAUAGGAAAAAUGAGGUGGUGUAGGUUAUAUUGUGAUUGUAAAAUCUCUUUCCUUGAAGACUUUUUAUGUGUGCUGCUUUCUUUUGUUAGCCUUUGAAAUGAAAUUGAAAUAGUAGUAAUAUUAUUGACAAUAAAGUAAAAGCCAAUAUCGCUAAGUUAUAAAAUGGGAGCAUAUUUUGAUUCAAAAAAUUCAAUGCUUUGCAUCUUUGUGCCCAUUAAUUUGAGGCAAAUUUUUGGACUAGUUACAAUUUAUAGCUUAUAACGGUUUCAUGUUCUA
This is a messenger RNA of Cannabis sativa, 1633 nucleotides long. RefSeq names its product histone acetyltransferase MCC1. The record is from RefSeq and is a predicted model, not a curated record. Gene Ontology annotation, molecular function: protein-N-terminal amino-acid acetyltransferase activity; histone acetyltransferase activity. The transcript is spliced from 6 exons. Gene Ontology annotation, cellular component: Golgi membrane. NCBI's taxonomy places the organism in Eukaryota, Viridiplantae, Streptophyta, Magnoliopsida, Rosales, Cannabaceae. Gene Ontology annotation, biological process: N-terminal peptidyl-methionine acetylation. Bases 554 to 1321 code for a protein of 255 amino acids.